UUUUUGCUUGUGUUUAGACACAGAGGUUAGUGUAGUUAACAUAUCAUGGGUGGAGAAGUUCUUGUUGAAUUACUAAGCUAUUGAUUUACAAUAUGGAGAAGGACACUAACAUAGUUGACACUGGACAAUGGUUACUUAAACUGAAAAACCUAUUUGAGCUUUGGGGCCAGAAACUUCAAAUUGUAAAAAUCACAUGGACUCUUGUCCUUCAGCAUUGAGCAGCAUAUGACUGAAGAGGACUGGAGAAAGGGGAGAGCGGGCAUUUAGGUUGGGUAUGGCUCACCUCAAUUUUGCUUUAAGAGAAUUCCUUGUGUGUAGGGUUAUAAAGAUAUCUGAGAUAUGGACUUCGCUAGUUAUGUAUCAAAUCCCAUCUGCAAGGGUUGUUUGUCUUGUUCAAAGGACAAUGGGUGCAGUCGAUGUCAACAGAAGUUGUUCUUCUUCCUUCGGAGAGAAGGGAUGCGACAGUAUGGAGAGUGCCUGCAUUCUUGCCCGUCAGGGUACUAUGGACACCGAGCCCCAGAUAUGAACAGAUGUGCACGAUGCAGAAUAGAAAACUGUGAUUCCUGCUUUAGCAAAGACUUUUGUACCAAGUGCAAAGUAGGCUUUUAUUUGCAUAGAGGCCGUUGCUUUGAUGAAUGUCCAGAUGGUUUUGCACCAUUAGAUGAAACCAUGGAAUGUGUGGAAGGAUGUGAAGUUGGUCAUUGGAGUGAAUGGGGAACUUGUAGCAGAAAUAAUCGCACGUGUGGAUUUAAAUGGGGUCUGGAGACAAGAACACGACAGAUUGUUAAAAAGCCAGCAAAAGACACAAUACCCUGUCCAACCAUUGCUGAAUCCAGGAGAUGUAAGAUGGCUAUGAGGCACUGUCCAGGAGGGAAGAGAACACCAAAGGCAAAGGAGAAGAAGAACAAGAAAAAGAAGAGGAAGCUUAUAGAACGAGCCCAAGAGCAACAUAGUGUUUUCCUAGCUACAGACAGAGCUAAUCAAUAAAAUAAAAGACACACCUAGUAGAUUUUUGGGGGUUUUUGUUUUUUGCAAAAGUGCACAAAGCUACUCUCCACUCCACACUGGUGUGCAGGAUUUGAGCUGCUCUGACCAGUUCUAUUCCCAGUAACCUGGUGAAAGGAAGAGCCACAAGUGUGUCCUCUGUUAUUUAUGCUUUGAUUUGAAUCUGGAGACUGUGAAGGCAGGAGUCAGUGCUUGGCCUGUGACUUGGCUCGGUGUGUUCUGGGAGAACCUGUCUCUGGUGCCAUGGACACAAAAGAGGUGUGAGGCUGCAAACCACCCCUGCAGAACAAACUUGUGCCUAUUUAUGUGAAAGAAGAUGCUCUCAGGCAAAGCGCAACUCACUUGUGACCUUUAUUUCUCGCAUUGUGCAUUUUCAAGGAUAAAUGUAUGUGGCUCUCUGCUUCAUGUUACCACAUGGUGUUCUCAGCAUCUGUUGCCUUCACACCAUAGUCUGAUGAAACUGCUUUUAGCUGGGAAUAUGCUCCGGAAACUCCUGCUCAGUUUCACGGCAGCCCUGAUAUGUACAUAUUCUGCUGGGGCUACAUAUAAAGCUCUUAUUUACUGUAUAUUUAUGCUUUCUUGUGCAUAACACGUCAUACCUGACAAAUAUGAUGUCACUUUGUUUCUAGUGGUUCCUAACCAUUGUCCCGAAAAUGAUUGUUCUAGUUUUGCGAAUUGACAAAUGUUUUGUUGCUUCUUGAAACUAUUUUUUUGUGUGUGUGGGCUUAUUUCUCAUUGUAAGGAUAGGACUAACUAGUUUUUGUAUAUAGAAUUGAAUGACCAGUGUCAAAGAGUUUGGAUAUCACCAGACUUUCCCCACUCCAUGUGUUCCCCCAACACAGAUAAUGCAGCAUGUGGCAUCUGGCUAUCAGAAGUCAAUACUCUCUUUGAAUUUAAGAUGUGAUGACUUUAUGAAACACAACUGAAAACAUGGGGAAUUUCUUCUAGUUGCUUGUAGUAUUUAUCAUGCCAUGUCACAGGCCAGCUACAGAUUUUUUUAAACUUUUGUUUCUGACUUCAACUUUUUUUUUUUUUUUUAACUAUAAAGCAAUCCCUGACUUUUAAUGACAGGCUAUCUGUCAAUAUUCUUGAGUCACUGAAGAAGUUACCAUCAUGAGCCUAUGUAUAGAAUUUGAAGAUAAAACAAGAUGAAUUUGUACAACUGCUGGCCAGAUCCUAACAGGUCUCCAUUCAGCCAGAAUCUGUUUCCUAUCCAAAAGAAAAUGAUGGAAACUUCCCAGGUGGCUUUCAGAGCAGUUUUUUCUGGGGGAAAUGGUUUUUAGAGGAUUUGGAUUGGAUUUUUCUAAAAACAUUAUCUUCCUGGCUGAUCCAGGAGAAAAUUAGAACAAAAAAAAAAGGAACGAUUGCAUAUCUCUGAAGAAACAACCAAAGCAAGGUAAGGCCUUUUUUUCACCUUGCAUUGGCAAAACUACCUCUUCAGCAUUUUUGUUUAACUUUUGAGUCAAAAACAUCUUACCAAUGAGGUUAAGUGUCAUAUACAUCAUUAUGAAGAUAUUAUUGCUGUGAGAUAAUAAGCCAUAUAUGAAUGUCGUAUACAACUUUAGGGUUUGCAUUUUCUCCUAAAGUGUUUCCUCCUUUCAUGUCUAUUUACACUAUAUUCCCAUUUACUAAGAGGGGAGGAGUCUCCUUUAUAUAGUCUCAUUGUUAAUUUGUCAAUUCCUGUUCUGUUGCUGGGAUGUACUUUUUGUGCAUUAAAAACUUCAAAUUUA
Messenger RNA from Carlito syrichta (Philippine tarsier), 2735 nucleotides. It is a transcript of the gene RSPO2, whose product is annotated as R-spondin 2. Bases 340 to 987 code for a protein of 215 amino acids. The transcript has 5 exons. The record is from RefSeq and is a predicted model, not a curated record. Lineage: Eukaryota; Metazoa; Chordata; Mammalia; Primates; Tarsiidae.